UCUUCUACGGUUAUCUUUCCGCUAUAGUCUUCAGCUAUGUGUAGGGUUAGCCAACCAACAGCUUACAAAACAGAAUUUUAAUAAUUUCUUUUUAACUUUGUUAGUCAACAGUAUAUUUGUUAGUAUUUGUGUUUCAAACAAGACGAUUGUUUUGUUUACCAGAAGUGAUUUCAGCUCAAAGUUUGUCUUGCAGUUUCAUUCCAAGCGCUGUUUUUUUGGGUCUCACGGAUAUGGGAAAUAACUCUACGCAACAUUGUGCUUUUUAUGGUGUGGCUACUUUUAAAUCGGUUUUGUUUUUAAAACUUGGUGCAACUUUCGUAUGGCCGGCUAAGCUCAAAUAAUUUAAGGUCUUGUAGUGACAUGGAGUAGAUACUUUACCCUCAGAGGAAGACUUAGGAGUACAGAAAAUAAAGUCAGUUUUUAUGAGAAGUGAUUCACCUUUGGAGAUUUACAUAUUAUAGGAUUCGAACCAUGCCUUUAGCGACAUGCCAGAAGAAGCGAGUCCCUUUUUCCAGCUACCACGGCAGGAACAUCAAACUCCUGCAAGAUGGCGGCGUCACCGGGGAGUAUCGCAGGGCCCACGGGCAGUUUAUCCUUGACGACUGUCUCGUCCCGGGGCAGAGCUUCAGCUUAGAGUUUCACUACAAAGGUAUCAUCAAGAUCGGAGCGUUCCCCACCAAAGAGGCGGCACUCAGUUGGCUGGAGUCUAAACAACCCAUGUCCAGAGGCUGUAUUAGGGUCAGGACGUGUCAGGCCGUCCGGUACAACGUUAGACGGCCAUCCAGAGCUCAGGAGAUAAUUCUAAGCUCCGAGUGGUCAAAUGAGCCUGAGAAACUUUAUGGUUCUAUUCUGGCUUUCGACAUUGAAUACGGAAAUCUCACAGUGUCCAUUUUCGACUAUAAUCCAUCCGGCAGAUCCUGUAAAUUUGAUGCAGAUCGUCACAGCCAACACAUCAUCGUCACCAACGCCCUCCGGAUGUCCAGCGCCGUGUUGAAGCACUACAACCCCACCUCUUUGUGCACCCCCGACAAAAGCCACCUCACGCCCAACCACCUCUACAAGGUCGUAGCCCGCGGCCCACCAAGACCCACCUCCACCGGAAGCUACGUCAGGGUCUGCGUUGCCAAGCGACCAGAGAAUAUCUACAUCAACGGCGCGGACGACCGGUACUGUGUGGGUACGGAGGACUGUCCUGUUUUCUGUGGCCGACGUAUCAUGCUCAACCCCAACAGUGAGCAGUGUUUGAUGCUCAAGGUCGAGGCCAAUGGGAUAGUUGUAGAAAGAAACUCGCGUUGCAUUGACCGAAUUGACGUCCAGAUUACCGAGGAAUGUGGUUUGUGGUUUGAAUUACACCGUGGUUCUCUCCACAUGUGGAGAUGCAGAGCCGUGGAAAUAGCAGACGCAGUACUGGAGGAUGAGCCACCAAACUACCCCGCCCCUCCCAUCCCCAGGAGAAGACAACCCUGCAUGUGCCAGAGACCGGAAGUCGACGAGCCACCCACCUAUAAAAGACAUCCUGCUUUUUCGCAGCCCUCCAGCUGUUCCGACGAGCAUGACGUCACACCGUACAGCAUCCAGCGUUUUGACGUCAACAUGGGGUCUUUAUCUUUCGACGACACCAACUCCGACGAGGACGACACACGCGAACAGACGCAGAUGAAGUACGAAUUCCAACCGGCAACGGACGACAACUCUUCAGACGAUCUCUAUUGCGAUGGGUUCGAUUAUCCCCCAGGGUACAAUAGUUUUUGCCAGACGGAAAUCUCCGCAGCGUACAAGAAAAAACUACGACAUCAACAAACGGACAUGAACGCGUCUUCGUCUUCUCUUUCAACGACUUCCGGUGUCAGAGAGAAGCCUGAAAUUCCACCGCGGCACACUGUUGGGAUGUUGUACACCAACUCACAAAACGACGGCGCCUGUUCUGCGACUACGGAGACUCAGAACUACAACAACCAGGCGCCUCCGCCGGUGCCCGAACGCCUAGGAAAGUACUCGGUAUCUUCUAAACCACGAGUGUUACCCAGAUCUACUAACACCUCCUCCAAACCAUCGUAUACCGCAACAUCAUCACCACAGCCACCAGCAUCACAACCACCACCACCACAUUUAUCAAGCAGACCCUUCAGGAACCAACAACCUGAAUUAACGAGAAGCAACUUAAACAUCCGUGAAGAAACAAAUUCCUUAAAAUCAAAACAGGAACUUUCAAAUUCCGGAAUAGCGUACAGAACGGACACUGAGGAACAAUUGACGGAUGAAAAAAUCGUCCAGUGUUAUAAAUGGCUGAAAAGUAUUGAGCCUUUCUGUUCGGAUUCGGACGAGGAAACUUUCAUAGAACUCUCUCCAGAUGACGGGAAUAGCGUGACCCCUCUCCAAAGCGAGGCGAGCGCGAGUAGGACCGACAUUCCCAAACGAGAGAUCGUGAACAGUGGCUACAGCACUGAGGGCAGCAGUUUUUGGCUCUCCUAUGACAGCCGACAUUCAGACGCGCCCAGCAUGCAACACCAAAUCCGAGUUCAAAGCCCACUUCCGGCAGAAAAAAAACAUCCGUCCUUGAACUCAACUCCGGAUGUGACGUCAUAUCCUGCUUCCGGUACUUCGUUUUAUUCCGCGUCUUCCAGAACGGGAACAGAAACCACAAUGCCAGCAAGCAUGCCCUCGAGUAUGCCCUCGUCUAUGAUCUCAAGCUAUACCGCCAACGCCAAUAGAGCCACUGAAACGGAAGUCAAAUUCCCAGACUACAGCCUGGGUGAGCAGACGUACGCCAAAAACAUCGACGACUCUUCCUACUCGACCAGCCCCUUCACGGACAUGUCCGUUGACGACGACAGCUGUUCCAAACAACACUCCAGCGGCGGGUUCGAAACCAGCGACCACGGCGGCGACGCCAUGAUUGUCAACGACCUCAGCACGCUUAACAGCGACUACGAAAGCUUCGAGUCAACCAGCAAGGACGGCCGGUUAAACGUGAACGAGUUGAGCAAAACUUCCAUCGAUUUCUCCAUGGUGGAGAUGCGGAACAAAUCGGCGAAUUGGACGAGGAACAUCGUCGACAGCUGCACUGUCAACGAGCGUAGUGUCUCCCAGUGCACGCUGAUCGCUGUGGUGGACAACGGGCCGGUGGUCAACUUACCGAUGACCGACGCCGUCUUCUUCAACAAAACCGGCGUUUUCGAGCGCUCCGAUACGUUCAAGAGAAACAUGAACAACGUCACACCCCCUAACAACCGGAAACAGUUAAAAUCUCCCUGCGUUCCUUGA
Messenger RNA from Physella acuta, 3264 nucleotides. RefSeq lists its product as uncharacterized. The record is from RefSeq and is a predicted model, not a curated record. NCBI's taxonomy places the organism in Eukaryota, Metazoa, Mollusca, Gastropoda, Physidae.